CAGUUUAUACUUUCAUACGACCCAACACUCUUCCUGGUUUAGGCUUUCAAAGUAGCUAUGAAGAAGGGAAAAAGUAACAGGUCAUGAUGUCAGAUUCAAAAUAUUUGAUAAAAGAAGGAGAGAUAACAAUACGAUCGGGAAUUUUAAAACAGAAGAAUAAAAGAUAUUGUAGACUAUAUAAGAACGGUGAAUCUGUGUUUCUAAACUGCUAUGAAAGCAAAGGAAAUACAUUAAAGGUUAAAAAUACAUUCACGCUUUCUCGUGUCAAAGGUUUUGAUAAAGUGGUAAAAGAAUUUUCAAAAGAAUUCUACAUAGAUGUUCAUUUAAAGAAGGAGAAAUUCUCUCUGAUAUUCUCCAACCAAACUGACACUGAGAGCUGGAACAAUUGUUUACAGAACAAUGCACACUUUGCUGUCGGAAGAGAAGAGUCGUCUUCUGUUGAUGAUGAUGAUUCAGAUACAGGAUUCAAAGAUAAUAUUUUGUAUGAUUCUGGACCUGAGAAAACUGCUAGAUUUGAUGUGACGUUGAAACAAAAUGAAGAUACCAAAAGACUUGGCCUAACGAGUACAUACCGCUUGUAUGUAUCGGAAGUGUGUCUUAUGUUAGAGGACAUGGUAAAAAAAGAAGCAAAGUACAGAUGGUAUUACGAUGCAUUGAGAAGAUAUGGUAAACAAGGCAACGAUUUUGUGAUACAAGCCGGACGUAGGAGUGAAACAGGUGCAGGAACAUUCACAUUCACGUAUGAAGAUUCCUCUGAAAUCACUAAAUCAAUUGACAGACUUACCAAAAGGCGAGUAAGUGAACAGUUAACAAGUAAACUUGGUUUUUCGCAGUCUGAAACAAAAAGACCAUUAUCAAACAGAAUGUCAGAACCCAUACCGAGGGGAGAACAGUCACAUCCUCCAACAAAGCACAUAUUAUCAUUGGAAGAAAAUACUGAUAUGAAAGCAUCGUUAACCAGAUAUCAGUAUCCUCACAUUUCUCCCGAAAUGAAACGUGAAUUAGAAGGUGUAAUUAGCGGUAGAAUUGAAUUAGUCAGAAAAAAAUCUAGCAAGAGUAAGAUGGAAAUACAAAAAAGCAAAAAAGAAAAGGAUGAAGAAAAGGAGAAAGGAUUAGGAGCAAUUUCAAAAUCUGAAGAUAAAAAGCCAAAUGAUAAAACUGAACAGGAAUUUAUCAAAGAGGAAAAUGACCAGGAUUCGGAAAAUCUGUAUGAUGAGCUCGAACUACCCCUAGACUUGAACAGAGUUACUAAGCCUCUUUUUGAGAAAGCAGACCAGGGAGAUAACCCAACUCAAAAACGUGUUUCCUUAAGUGAUAAAAAACCUGAGGAACCUGAGGAACAUGAAGAACCUUCAGUUUAUGCAGAUGCACAACCUACUCGCCAAGAAGCUUGGAAAAAUUAUGGAUCACAGGAUGAAGAGCAUGUGGAAAAUUAUGAAUUAAUAAAGGCUGGUGCAAGUCAAAACGUCCUAAGUAAACCAUUUGACAAGAUAACAAGUGAUGAAGAGGAAAUUGAUGAUACAUAUGAUCAUGCAUUCCUGGCUGAAAAGAACUUAAAAAAAGAAAACAUUGCAAAAGACUCUAAAAACGUUUACGGUACUUCAAGCGGGAAGGAUAUUUUAGAAAUAGAAACAGAGGGUGAAUUAUGUGAUCCUGUCUAUGAAUCUAUUGAAAAUUGUGAUGGCCUUUAUUCAAAACAGAAAUGUAUACCCCAGUCAGAGGCGUUGGAAAAUGCUGAUAUCAGAUUAUAAAGCUAGAACUUUCUAAAUCAGUCAUACUUUGAUAAUCAAUUAAUAGUAAAAUUACAAUUAUGACGAUAUCAACGCUAAUUCAUAUAAAUUAUGACUAUAUCAAUGAUUAUUCAUGCCAACACCGAAGUGCUGACUACUAGGCCAUCAUUGAUGUUUACUAAUUGUAUUAUCCAAUUGUUCUUCUACAGUCAAAUUGUUAAGACUUUAUAAAUAUUUUGAUAAACAUACAGGCAAUGGUGUCAUAUAUUUCUUUAUAUGUUAUGUUGAUGAUAUGUGUCAAUUCAAAAUUAUUUAGUAUGGCUGGUUAUUCCCAAAUGAUUUACAGUUUUACAUUAUGUUCAUGGUGCCAGUCGUUGGUAUGAAGUACAUAUUUUUCAAUUAAAGUAUUAUUUCAAGUGUGACAGUCUUAAGAAAAUUGUCGUACACUGUCUUUGGUGAGACAGUUUCUUUAAAAUGGCAUGACAUAAGAUAAGAAAAUACUUGAACACGUGACAUUUCUAUCGGUUCUUCUAUACAGGGAACACAAAACUUUGUAUUCAAAGACAAUAUAUGUUUUCCCUAUCUUUAUACAGUCUAUUUACACUGUUCUACAGGUUUACAACAUAAAAGAAAUGUGUCCACUCAGAAAGAGACACUCAUUUUUAUAUUUAUCUCACCUAUCCCUAAGGGCAAUGUGAGCUAUUGUCAUGACUUGGAAUCUGUCGUCGUCGUUGCCCGUUAUCGUUAACAUUUUGUAAAAUCUUCUCUUAAGCUUCUUGACUCAUUUCAACCAAACUUGAACUGACUGAUUUCAGUGUAUCUUGUGUAAAAUUUGUGGGUUUUGUUCCUGCCAAUCAUCUAGCAUGGCAUCUAUGGCUAAAAUAUAUCAUAAGAGUAAAACACAUUAGUUUUCUAAUAUCUUUAAAACCAUAAUAGAUAGAAAAAUCUGAAAAGGCAAAGUUGUUCAGAAUGACAAGAUCUACUUCUAAAGUCCACCCAAAUUAUUAGAUGACUCUUUAUAUAAGAGCAAAUGUCCUGAAAUGGUGAUUUUUUUUUACAUUUUCUGCGUUCAUGUCUAGAAGCUUUAAUCUAUUAUAUAUAGGAAGAAACUCAUAACAUAAAAAAGGUAUUUAAAAACUUAAUUUUCAAAAAUGUUGAUAUGACUGAACCUAUUUGAUAACUCUAUAUAAGAGUGAAUGCCCUUUAUUUGGAAACAAGUUUUGGAAAUUUUUUCGAGUGUUUACCUAAUAUCUUCAACCCGAUGAUAUAUAUGUAGAAACUUUGACAGCAACUUCGGCCAGAAAUACAAGAUAUAUAUUGGAAAGGUAUGAGAUACGGUGACCUAUAGUUGUUAAUUUCUGUGUCAUUUGGUCUCUUGUGAAGAAUUGUCUCAUUGAUAAUCAUACCACACCUUCUUUUUUAUAGAUCGUAUGGCCCUCAUUUUCUUAUUUUUGUUUCAAUUAAAUUAUAGAUUUUAGCCUGCUUAUUCAAAUAAAAAUAAUAGUAAUUUGUUGGGUUUUUUUAUAAUUCAUAACACGACUUGAUUAUCUAAAAAAAAUUUCGAAACGUGAUAUACAGGGAGGAUGGUUUUUAGUUUCUUUUGUAAUCAAUAUAAAAGAAAGUGAAGAAAGUAAGUCUUCAUAUAUGUCUCGGCUGUGACAAAAGUCAUAGAAUGCGAGGCAUAGGGAUUACUUUUUUGCGGCGACGGCGGCGUAAACUAUGUGUAUAAAGCUGUAUAUUUCAGAAAAGAAGCGAUCGAUACCAGAGGGACAUUCAAACUCAUAAGUCGAAAAUAAACUGACAAUGCCAUGGAUAAAAAAGAAAAAAAGACCAACAAACAAAUAAUUGUACACAAAACACAACAUAGAAAACUAAAGACUGAUCAACACGAACCCCACCAAAAACUGGGGGUGAUUUCAGGUGCUCCGGAAGCAGAUCCUGCUCCACAUUUGGCACCCGUCGUGUUGAAGGAAGAAGACCUGGAUCUUUCAUACCUUGUAUGCCUUAUGUUAUGAAGUCAAUAGUCCUCGAUCCCAUUUUUCAUUGUUCAGCGACUGCUUGAAAAAAAUGUUUUUUGUCAUGGGCAUUACUCAUUUAUUAUGAGUAAUAGGAUAAUCAUAUUUGGUAUAAGGGAUCCUUGCAAUGUAUUUGUGUCCGUCAGAUUGGGUACACCUGAAUUCGACCUCAUUUCGUGGAUCAUUAAUCAAGGUUACGUCCGUAUCACAGAUACAAAUUGUAUAAGCAAUAGGUAAACUAUAUUAGGUAUGUGGAAUGAUUGAAAUGGUUACAUGCCAGACUGGCAGAUUUCAUUGGACCUUGACCUCAUUUUCAUGAUAAGAAAGGUGAAUAAACAGAAAAAGACUUGCAUUUUAAAAAAAGUUUUAUGGAAUAUCCUAAGGAUACAUUACAACACACAUGGAUACACAAUGAUCUCCAGCGUCAUUCAGAAUACAGCUGACAUUUCAAAUUUAAUUGUGAAGUAACGAACAUGAACCCAAUGUUUUAGAACAUUGCUGUGUCUUGGGCAUCAUAUUAGAAAUUAAAAAAAAGAAUGAGAUGAUACUGAUAAUACUGAUAAGAAAUUAGAUCUGCUACUUAAUAGGUGUUAAAUUAGGUAACCCCAAACUGUAAUGGAUAUAAAAAAGUGUGUUUCCCCCAAGUAUUGUUAAAAUACCUUUGAAGUUUAAUGUAGCUAGAUAUGUGAGUAAUUUAUACCUUUGCAGUUUUCUUUAUAUUUGAAAUUGUUGUCGAAUUUGCCAGGUUAAUUUUACUUCAGAAUAAAUAACAAUAUAAACUAUAUUUUUUGUUGUA
Molecule: messenger RNA, 4541 nt
Organism: Mytilus californianus (California mussel)
Lineage: Eukaryota; Metazoa; Mollusca; Bivalvia; Mytilida; Mytilidae
Exons: 3
Coding region: 84-1751 (555 amino acids)
Biological process (GO): cell surface receptor protein tyrosine kinase signaling pathway
Cellular component (GO): cytoplasm
Source: RefSeq, a predicted model, not a curated record